CUCCACAGCUACCCCUUACUGUCAGCACUCAGUGAGUCUACACACUCAUCCAGCAUCAAUAUCCGUCCUCUGAGACACUUUGAGGAUGUGACAGCAGCUGUUUCAGAGCUCAGAGAUAAAAUGCAGGACAUUCUGAGAGACACAUUGACAAACAUCUCACUGAUAAUCACUGAGGAGGAGGUUCUACUGUCAGAACCAGAACCACAAAGGAGAUCUGAAUUCUUAAAAUAUUCAUGUGAAAUCACACUGGAUCCAAACACAGCACACAAUUAUCUGUGUCUAUCAGAAGGGAAUAAGAAAGUAACUAGAGUAGAUGAACAUCAGUCAUAUUAUGGUCACCCAGACAGAUUCACUUAUUACUCUCAGGUCCUGAGUAGAGAGAGUCUGACUGGGCGUCAUUACUGGGAGGUGGAGAGGCGAGGGAGAAUUUAUAUAGCAGUCGCAUACAAGAAUAUAAGCAGGGUAGGAAAAGGGAAUGAAUGUAAAUUUGGAUGUAAUGACAAAUCUUGGGCAUUAUUUUGUUUCCACAAAAGUUAUGAAUUUGGUCACAACAUGUGGACCUCCAUCUCAGGUCCUGUUUCCUCCAGAAUAGGAGUGUACCUGGAUCACUCAGCAGGUAUUCUGUCCUUCUACAGCGUCUCUAAAACCAUGACUCUGCUCCACAGAGUCCAGACCACAUUCACUCAGCCGCUACAUGCUGGAUUUUGGGUUGGAUACGAGAAAGCCUCUGCAGAGCUCUGUAAACCCAAAUAGAGAGAAUCAACAUUUGGUGAGAUUGAUGUAAAUUUAAAUUCUCCAAAACUUAGACAAACUUCAUUGUCAUUUUGUAUACAGAGUCUAUACUUUAUAAAGGUUGUUUUGAUACAUGUUUGUUUAUGUUUAUGCAUUUAGCAGAUGCUUUUAACCAAAGCAACUUACAAAGUAGACACAAUGCUACAGUUACCAUCAAAGUGAAAAUAAGCUCUCUAAAGGAAAAUCUCUAGUCAGAAUCAGUGGUGACAGCAAAGAGAUUGAGGGAAGUGCAGAAAGAGUUGUAGAGGGGUAAAGAGGUAUGGGUAAAAGUCAGGAUAGGAGAAGUUCUUUGAAGACGUGGGUCUUUAGGAGUUCCCUGAAGAUAUACAGGGACCCUGCUGUUCUUUUAGCACUUGGUAGGUCAUUCCACCAUCUUGGAACAACACAUGAAAACAGUCUGGAUUGUCUUAGGGGUAUACAUGGCAUGUGUUUAUUAACCCUUCAUUAGAAUCAAAUGUAUUUUAUAAAUCU
This is a messenger RNA of Cyprinodon variegatus (sheepshead minnow), 1263 nucleotides long. RefSeq names its product tripartite motif-containing protein 16-like. The transcript has a single exon. The coding region runs from base 121 to 753 and encodes 210 amino acids. NCBI's taxonomy places the organism in Eukaryota, Metazoa, Chordata, Actinopteri, Cyprinodontiformes, Cyprinodontidae. The record is from RefSeq and is a predicted model, not a curated record. Gene Ontology annotation, molecular function: protein binding.